GCUAACUCUGCUAGGUAGGAUGAGUGUUCACCUGCUGAGCAGAGCCACGCGUUUGCUUCGUGAUCCGAUGGCCAAAGGUGGAGAACGCCACGGCUCCGGUGUCGGGCCCAUUGUGCGCAGCAUCUCUACGCCUUGCGGGGGCACGGAGGGCGGGCUGACGGAGAGCGGCAGCGGGGUGGCCUGGAACGAAAGCCACCACUGCCGGCUGCUCGCCGGGCUGGUGCCCGACCAGUUCCAGAUGUGCCGCAGGAACCUGGAGGUCAUGCACAGCAUCGUCCGGGCCGCCCGCCAGACCAAGAGCGUCUGCCAGAAGACUUUCACAGACAUGAGGUGGAACUGCUCCUCCAUCCAACGUGCCCCCAGCUUUGGCCCUGACCUGCUGAAAGGAACCCGGGAAUCCGCCUUUGUCUACGCGCUGGCUGCUGCCGCCGUCACGCACUCCAUCGCCCAAGCCUGCACCUCGGGAGAGCUCCCUCUCUGCUCCUGUGGCCCCAUCCCCUCGGAGGUCCCGGGGCCGGACUUCAGAUGGGGCGGCUGCGGGGACAACCUGCGCUACGGCCUCCAGCUUGGCACCGCUUUUGCUGACAGUCCCUUAAAAUCCAGCAAACCGGGGACACAAGCGCUCAAGGCCAUGAAUCUGCAUAACAAUGCGGUGGGCAGGCAGGUGCUGAGUGACUCCCUGGAUACCAAGUGUAAGUGCCAUGGUGUUUCAGGCUCCUGUUCGGUGAAGACCUGUUGGAAGGGACUGCCAAACCUGGAUGAAAUUGCCUCUGACCUCAAGUCCAAGUACCUGGCAGCCAUCAAGGUGACCCACCGGCUUGUAGGGCCCCGGAAGCAGCUGAUUCCCAAAGAAACGGACGUCAGGCCAGUGAAAGGGACAGAUCUGGUUUAUCUCAUCAACUCUCCCGACUACUGCACGCCAAAUCUCCACCUGGGGUCUCUGGGGACCCAGGAUAGGCAGUGCAACAAGACGUCCCUGGGCAGCGACAGUUGCAACCUGAUGUGCUGCGGCCGCGGCUACAACGCCUACACGGAGGAGGUGGUGGAGAGGUGUCACUGCAAGUAUCACUGGUGCUGCUACGUGGUGUGCAAGAAGUGUCGGCGGAAGGUGGAGAGAUACGUCUGUAAAUAACGCCAGAGGCGUCGCGGCAGGCGGGAGGACUCUUGCACUGGUAUCCUCCGGAGCACAGCUGGAGACCAAACGCCAGCCGCAUGGGAUGCUUUGAGCUAUGGCAAGAAGAGGGCUGUGCGGGAAGCCUGGGCUCUCGCAUCACCACAGAAGAUCUCAAACUGAGAGGUGCCAGGAAGCCUGAGACCGGGGGCCGACCUCUGCUCCAUCCCUCCAGAGCAAGACAAAGGGCUGCCCUCCUGCAGCUGAUGGGGAGCAUCCAGCCCUCUGUCUCCAGCUGGGGACAAACCAUUUAUCACUCCACAUGCACAGGCCCUUUUCUCCACGGGUGAAUGGGGACCCUGGGCUGCCAUUGUCUCUUUGCAGGAGGUUUCUGACAGUGGCCUGAAAGCCAGGAGUGAUGGAUGGGAAGGGGGAAGAGAGUCAUCCGUUGGGAGAAGGCUGCAGGGGAAGAAAGCUGCUUCGGGUGAGGGGGUCACGGGCAGGUUUCUGCUGUGGGCUCACCCAACACCACUGAAUGUUCCUCCUCAGGGGCAAAUACUGGUCUGGUGAUGCAGCAGCAUCUGAAAUGAAGACCAUGCUUGGACACAGGCGGAAUCAGUUAUUGCUCCAGAACUCAUCAAUCCUCCCCAUGACCUGCAUGGAGAUUGCCGCUGCUCUCACAGUAACGAGCCUUCGUCUUUGACUGAUGAUGGCACGCAGACCCAGGGCCAGGAGCGGGCCCGGAGGCUGCCGAAGCAGGGCAGCGUGGCAAAACGGCACCUAGCAGCCUUGUGCUGACAAGGCAGCCGUGGCAGCACCGUAGCUUCUGCCCUCUGGGCUCGUGCUCGAGGUGGAAGCCCGCUCAACACGUGGCACACUCGUAGCUUGUCCUUCCUGCCCCUCCUUCUAGACCGCUAAGGUCUUCAGCCCACCCCUUCCACCCCUCAAUACCAGGUGUGCUGGCACUCUGGCCUGGAGGGGGGACGCGACUGCGGGGUCCUUGGAAAAUAAGAACGAACCUUUUGUCUCUGUACGUAAUGUAAGUGGG
This is a messenger RNA of Grus americana (Whooping crane), 2159 nucleotides long. RefSeq names its product protein Wnt-11b-like. The coding region runs from base 20 to 1132 and encodes 370 amino acids. Lineage: Eukaryota; Metazoa; Chordata; Aves; Gruiformes; Gruidae. Gene Ontology annotation, molecular function: frizzled binding; cytokine activity. Gene Ontology annotation, cellular component: extracellular region. The record is from RefSeq and is a predicted model, not a curated record. Gene Ontology annotation, biological process: multicellular organism development; neuron differentiation; cell fate commitment. The transcript is spliced from 6 exons.